CUGUGAUCUCUGUUUCCACUGUAUUUACAGUAGCGUCCACACAAACACACACUGCACACGCACACACCACACUUAUAUUGUUCUCUCUCCUCUGCGGUUGUCUGCAAGAUUCAGAAUAAAAUAAAGCAGACAAGUUCAUCAGUAUUUUCAGUCCAUGCCAGUACCACCACACACACACCCAAAGGCCAAAGAGAACGAGUUGCGGUGAUUUUCCCCCACACUUUCUGCAGCUUAUUGCUUUGUUUAUGAGUCUUAUGUGAUUCUUGGUGGUGGGUUGGAGUUUGAAGAAUACAAAGCAUUUCGUGUGAAGGAUUAAAAUUUAAAAAGAACAUAAACAUGAAAGUUAUGAAGUUGGGCUCGAAGCCUGAUGCUUUUCAAGCUGAUGGGAGCUGUGUGAGAUACAUAUCAUCUGAAUUGCCUACUGAUGUCGUUAUAAAUGUCGACGACAUGAAGUUUCAUCUCCAUAAGUUUCCUCUCCUGUCCAAAAGCAGUAAGCUACAAAAACUCGUCUCAAAAGCCAACGAAGAAAAUUCUGCCGAAAUCCAGCUACCCAAUUUCCCAGGUGGGCCCACGGCAUUUGAGAUCUGUGCAAAAUUCUGUUACGGCAUAACAGUUACUCUCAAUCCCUACAAUCUGGUUUCGGCACGUUGUGCAGCCGAGUAUCUCGAGAUGACUGAGGACAUCGAGAAGGGAAAUCUAAUCAAGAAAAUCGAAAUAUUUCUCAAUUCGAGCAUUUUGCGCAGCUGGAAAGAUUCCAUCAUUGUCCUUCAAACUGCAAAAGCACUUAUGCCCUUGUCCGAGAAUCUAAAAGUUGUGAACCGAUGUGUGGAAUCUAUUGCAUGCAAAAUCUCGGUCGACCCCUCGUUAAUCACUUGGUCUUACACGUACAAUCGAAAGUUAGCAACAUCAGAUCAAAUAAUAUCAGAAAAAACAGAAUUUGCUCCAAAGGAUUGGUGGAUUGAGGACAUAUGUGAGCUGGACAUUGACCUGUACAAAAAGGUUAUGGUUGGUAUAAAAUCCAAAGGCCGAGUUCCUAGUGGCUUAAUUGGCGAAGCAUUAAAAACGUAUGCCGUUAGGUGGCUGCCGGAUUCUGUUGAUUUGUUGUUAUCCGAAGAUCAGAUACAGAUAAAUAAAUCGUUGGUCGAGACCAUUAUUUGUCUCCUGCCUUCUGAUAAAGGUAUAAUCAGCUGUUCGUGCAGUUUUUUGCUGAAACUGCUUAAAGUUGCGAUUUUGAUCGGGGCAGAUGAUUCGUACAGGGAUGAUUUGAUCAAGAUUGUCGGUAUGAAACUUGACGAGGCUUGUGUUAGUGAUCUUCUCAUCCCUGGAAAUUCCCAGAAUAAUACGAUUUACGAUGUUGACCUUGUACAGAGGCUCGUGGACGAGUUUGUGAAAAACGAAAACGGUAAAAGGGAUUUAAAAAAUGUCGAGGAAAAAAAUGAGUGCGAUUUUGUCUUGGGGAACGGAUCGUGGCUGAGAGCUGGAAAAGUGGUUGACGGUUAUCUUUCUGUAGUUGCAUCUGAUCCGAAUCUAACGGUCGCGAGUUUUGUUAAGUUGGCUGAGUCAGUUCCCGAGUCAGCUAGGCCUAUUCACGAUGGGCACGCAAAUUUACCGAAAGCCGAAAGGAAAACAUUGUGCGGUUUGAUGGACGUCAAGAAACUAACGUCCGAAGGAUGCAUGCACGCAGCUCAAAACGAACAAUUACCACUUCGCGUAGUAGUCCAAGUACUAUUUUUCGAGCAGGCAAAGGCUUCAGCUAACAACACUAGUUCCCCUAAACAGAGUCGCGAAAAUUGGGCCAAAACAGGCCCAACAGAUAUGCGCAAGUCACUCAGAAUGCAAUUGGACGAUAUGAAGAUAAAAGAAGACGAACAAUUGGUUGAAAAUGGAAAACAUGCAAAGAGAGGUGGGAAAAGCAGGGGAUCCGAGCCCCAGCUACUGCCAUCUCGUUCGAGGAGAAUAUUCGAAAAGCUGUGGAUAGUGGGGAAAGGUUUUGGGAAUGGUGAGAACAAGAGUUCAGAGACUUUUGCUAGUUCACAGAGCCCAGCAUCAAUGGUCCAACAAGGGCAGGUAAAGUCUUCUGGAUCGUGUUCGAGGCACAGAAGGCAUUCGAUUUCGUAGGGAGUGAGGUAAAAGAAAAUGGAGGGAUUGUAAUUCAACUGUAAAUUGGUACUUAGUAGGAUUUGAUCAAUUGCAGUAGAUUUGAAGUGGUUAUGGAAGUCUGUUCUAACAAAAAACAUAGUGUCAAGUUUUAUUUACUGGAUAUUUUAUGAUGAUUUCUUGUGUUGGUUGUCUGAGCUAUUGAUAGGAGUAAAGGGCCAAUGUAAAAGAAACUGAAUAUUAUUAAUUAAAAAACAAAAGAAAAAGAACACAAGGUUCUCCAAG
Messenger RNA from Striga asiatica, 2382 nucleotides. NCBI's taxonomy places the organism in Eukaryota, Viridiplantae, Streptophyta, Magnoliopsida, Lamiales, Orobanchaceae. The record is from the annotation of a GenBank genome assembly.